This is a messenger RNA of Nylanderia fulva, 1299 nucleotides long. The record is from RefSeq and is a predicted model, not a curated record. Lineage: Eukaryota; Metazoa; Arthropoda; Insecta; Hymenoptera; Formicidae.
AUGGACAUUUCGAAAUCUUUGGGGUACAAAGAUUUCGUGUGGGCAGUUCAAUUGCAUCGCUUGGGUUUGGACUUAAUUGGUUUAUGGCCCAGUACCGAUGAAGCGAAGAAAAGUCACGGGUCUAAUAUUCGAGUGGGUUUCGUCUUUGUUAUGGUGAUGCUUGGCUCCGGUGUUCCCCUUAUAUGGGCGCUUAUACGAGUUUGGGGUGACAUGGUGCUUAUGAUAGACAAUUUGCGAAUUACGUUACCUCUUAUAGUUGUUACGGCGAAAUUUAUUAUCAUGCGAUCGAAACAAGCAGUUCUGUUAUCUAUCGUAAAUAUGAUAGCGGAAGAUUGGAUGGCGUUAAAAUUAGCCGCGGAAAGGGAUGUGAUGAUAAGACGAGCACGAAUCGCACGAUUACUCAUAAUAUUCGGAUACAUUAUAAUGACAUUAGCAUUUGUCAUGCUAAUUAUUUUUCCCUGUUUUGGCAUACAAAUCAGACAUGUAACGAAUCUCACGGAUCGGAACAAACCUUUUCCGCUACAGACGUAUUAUUUCUACGACACAGAUCCGAGUCCGCAAUUUGAGUUGACGUUUCUCACUCAGGUCAUAACAAUUUCCCUGGCAGCUGUAAUUUACACAUCGAUAGAUGCUUUUUUGGGACUGGUGAUCCUUCAUAUCUGCGGUCAAUUGGAGAACUUCAGAGACCGAAUAGUCAAUUUGAUCUCGUGCAAAGAUUUCAACAAAGCUCUCAGUAACAGUGUGAUGACUCAUUUGCGCCUCAUCAGAUUUGCCAAUAACAUUGAAGAUACAUUUACUUUAAUGAUGUUCGGAUUGUUACUCUAUUUUGGUAUCGUAUUCUGCCUAUGUGGUUUUUUAUUGCUUACUGUGGUCACUGACAAAAAGACUACUAAUGCCGGUCUUCCACAAGCAUGCUACAUGGCAGUAGCUGCUCUUAUCUUAUUAUCGCAUACAUUUCUCUAUUGCGGUGCCGGAGAGCUUAUAACACAGCAAUGUAAUGCAGCAUAUCGUGCUCUGUGCGAACUUGAGUGGUACAAAUUAGAGCCGAGAAAGGCGAGGAAUCUUAUUAUAUUAAUGAUGCGAAUCAACGAACCCUUUCGUAUCACUGCGGGAAAAAUUAUUCCACUAACGAUGACUACUUUUUGCAGCCUAUUGAAAACAUCAGCUAGCUACAUAUCGUUUUUAUUGGCGAAGCGGAGCUGAAGAUAUAUAAUAUUAUAUGGAAAACAAUAAAAUGUAAUUGCCAAUUUUAUAUUGGAAAUUGUAAUUGUAGAAAUAAAACACAUAUUGUUUACCGUA